UGUCUAUUUUGUCCAUUCGCUGCCAUCAUUGUCUCCGUCGUAUUUAUGUUUUAUUUAUUUAUUGUCUGCUGUAUUAUCACUGAAAAUGAGCGAAUUAAAUAGCAACGAUCUGCCUCUGGAAAUCCUUGUAAAAGUUUUCCGCUAUCUGGAUGGCAGAAAUUUGAAAAAUGCAACUUUGACUUGUAAACUGUGGAACGAUUUAAUCGAAUCAGCCUGUCAAUGGUCAUUGGAGCUGGACUAUAAUGAUUAUGGUAAACUGAAACUCACGGCUCAAGACAGUGAGAAGAAGAUGAACUUUAUUCUGACGACAAAUCGCAAAUUUGGAUCAAUUGAAAUUACAAAUGGUCCUUUGAGUGAGAAUAACCGAAUUCUGAAAAUGUUUCAGAGACACGGCUUCAAUAUUGUCAAGCUGUCGUUAUGUGGACAUCGCAUAAACAGCCUUAUCGCAUUUGCUGAACUUUUAGUGCUCACUCCGAAUUUGAAUUACCUAUUUAUAAAAGUGAAAAACUUACUCAGCGAUGUGACGCUGGAUCAAAUUUUACCGGACCUGAAUAAAUUGAAAACCUUGGAGAUGGUUUUCUGUGAUCAACAGAUCCUCAAAGUCUUGCGAAAAGCAAAACUCACAAAAAUACUAAUUCGAGAAAACCGCUUUCAGCAACAUUACGGCCCAUUGGUGGAUUUCCUUUCAUCUCAGGAGAUGUUGACGUCAUUAACCGCUGAUUUGAGCUUCACGUUCUUCACGUUACUGGUGGAGAUGGGGAAAUUGAAUGUUCCAUUUCGGUUAACGGAAUUAGUGAUUUCCGGCAUGUUCGGCGAAGAUUCAUCGCACGACCACAGUAAUUUGUUGAGAUUUAUUGAAUCACAGACGAAAACCGUAGAACGAAUGGAAAUAGGAUUUAAUGUUCAAAGCUGCGUUUACGAGUACGUCUUUGCCAGAAUGACAAAUUUAGACAUUUUGAGUGUCAUAAUCGACGAAAUACCCCGGAGCAACAUGUUUUACCAACGAAUGAAGGAGAAUGGCAGUGUUCGCACGAUGAAAUUAUUGGAUUUUGAUUUGGAUGCGCUGGAUGAUUUGCAAUACGUGGGCAAUUUACUAUCAAAACUUGCAAACGUUCGCACUCUAAUUUUGUCUACCGAUAACAAAUACAUUUUAGCAUUGACACAAAUUUUAACCGAACUCGAAUCGCUUCGCAUGGAUUUCAUCAUGGAUGAAAGUGUAAUCGAUUACGUGAGAUUUUCCAACCUUAAAGCGCUACACAUUGAACUACUGUACGCCAAAAUCAACUGGAAUGAAUUCACCAAGGUCCAUUCUCGGUUGACCGAAUUAGUUAUAGAGAAUAUGGAACAUGAAUCGUUUUUCACUAGCGACGAUAUGGAUCAAAUUACGACCAAUGUUGACUUACAGAUCAUAAGGCUUGGUAUCGGGUUUGUGGCUAAUGAUCGAUUAUUCGAAAUUAUUCGGGCAAAGUGUUCAAACUUGAAGGUAUUGGAUCUGCAUAGGUCUUCCUUAUCAUAUGGAACAAGGCACAAUAUGGAAAUUAAUGUGCUUCGAUUGUGUGAUGACAUCAAAUGUCCAAAGACCAUCGCAUCCAACUUGUUUCAACCCUAACCCUUCAAAUUCAAUUAGGUCCCUUCAAAGUUAGUGUUUUAAUUAAUUUACAAAGAAGAUGAGAAUUUUUCCGAAAAAUAAAUGCAAUUGACUCAAUUGCCUUGAAGUU
Bradysia coprophila is the source of this 1718-nucleotide messenger RNA. RefSeq lists its product as uncharacterized. Lineage: Eukaryota; Metazoa; Arthropoda; Insecta; Diptera; Sciaridae. Gene Ontology annotation, molecular function: protein binding. The record is from RefSeq and is a predicted model, not a curated record.